Drosophila grimshawi is the source of this 904-nucleotide messenger RNA. Its product is annotated as MORN repeat-containing protein 3. NCBI's taxonomy places the organism in Eukaryota, Metazoa, Arthropoda, Insecta, Diptera, Drosophilidae. Bases 230 to 835 code for a protein of 201 amino acids. The transcript has 2 exons. The record is from RefSeq and is a predicted model, not a curated record.
CCCCAACCUCGUUCAAUUUGUGUGAUUGGUUAAGUUUGCGUGUCAGGCAUUGGCCUCCAUUCAAACUGGCGGUUUAACCUAUUGUGGCAAGGAACAAGACAUGUUAGCAGCUUGAUUAGAAUAGCGGCCCCAACUCCAAACCACAUCGACACCCUUCUGGCGACUGGCACCGCUGCAGAUGUGACAAACGAUUUUCCUGGUUCCACUGCUUCACUCAGUUGCGGGCACAAUGUCGAACCGUGCAACUGGCUGUGGCAGCGCCAGCGGAGUCCGAUGCCUCCGGUACACCACCGGCGGUGGCUAUUACGAGGGCAAGUGGCUGCAUGGCCAUCAUCAUGGCUAUGGCGUCAAGGCUAGCGGACGCGGUCUCAUCUACGAGGGCCAAUGGCGAUCGGGCCAGCGGCAUGGCUACGGUACACUGCGGCGUCAGUGCCACGACGGACACGCCCAUCGCCUCUAUGUGGGCCAGUGGCUCGACGAUGUGCGCUGUGGCGAGGGCAAACAGUAUUAUGAGGAUGGCUCCGUCUACUUUGGCCAGUGGCUGCACAAUGAACGACACGGUCGCGGCAUCCAGUGGCAUGCGGAUGGACGCAUCUAUGUGGGCGAGUGGCAACACGAUGCCAUGCACGGCCGUGGAGUGCUCUACUCGGCCAAUGGGAAUCGCUAUGUGGGUGAAUUCGAGCGUGGCUGCAAGUCUGGCACCGGCGUCUACUAUCACGAGGGUCCCCACGGUCAAGCUGUGCAGCAGCACGGCAUUUGGAGCGAUGACAUCUGCAAGACUUCGAUGCUGCCGGCCAAACCGAAGCGGAACCCGAAACCAGCAGCUGAGAGCUGAUUUUGUGAAAUGGAACGUUUAAUAGCUGCACAAUAUAAAUAUAUAUAAGUUUACUCAAAUUUAAAAACG